Messenger RNA from Plenodomus lingam JN3, 3027 nucleotides. RefSeq lists its product as uncharacterized. Lineage: Eukaryota; Fungi; Ascomycota; Dothideomycetes; Pleosporales; Leptosphaeriaceae. The record is from RefSeq and is a predicted model, not a curated record.
AUGCCUCUGCUGGCCCCGCGACGAUGGCUUGUCCCUCAGACCUCUUCAGCUCCAAAUGCUCUCUUGUCCCGUUUCGCAGUCGCUCACGCCAAAGCAAAAGGCAAGAGAUCAAUUGUGAAUAGACCCCCGCCUCAGAUACAGCCCUCGCCAUUCGCUGCCGCCACAAUCAUUCCUCACUCGGUCAACCAAGAUGAGCGAACGCUGCUCAGUCACGUACGGUCUGUAGGUCAGCACAGAGCCAAAGAGAAACUAUGUGUCAUUCUUGUCACACCGUCCUUCGCCUCAAAGUUGCUCGACGAUGGGUUCAUGGGCAAGUUCCUCUAUCGCGUUUUCAACAAGACUAUCGUCAAACUCAAGGCAAAGAGCAUUUUUAAUAUGCGGAUCGAGGCAUUGUGUGCUGUGGUGGACAAGCUGCCCGUUGGUCGACCACUUACGGCACUAGACAACCUCUACUCUGAAGGCGAAGCCCGUGACUACGAGCUGCCUGUCGCUGCAACCGGAUUCGAAGGCUUUGCCUAUGUUUCCCUCCCAGCCGCAUACAGUGCACCAUCGAAUCUACAUUUACCACCAGUAUCCACAUGCCCAGGUGCAAUCGAUUUCGUUACGUCGGCGGGCCGUCCGAACAGUUCAGAACAUGGCAAGGCUUUGCCAGACUACGAGGUGCUGCGCCUGCCACUAGCAAAUACUAUCUUCCAGACUGGUACCGCAACCACUAUGUUCCGCUUAUGCUACGAGACCCAAGCGACUGGACCCGUUCUACACAAGGUGUCGAGGGAAAAGCUUUCGCACUAUCAAGUUCGUGUCAACGCACAUCUUGAAGGCCGUAAGAUCAAAAACGGCAUCCCAGGCUUGGUCACUUCCUUGAGCAUUCCCCUUCUGCCUUUGACCAUGCCCCGACAUGUCAGUGGAUGUAUGGGCAAUAUCAUCCGUCGCAUCAUUGAUAGCAAAGGUGACGAAGUGACGGCCUCGUCAGAGCUCGAGGAAGUGGUUCCAAAGUUCUUCCAAGCCCGAGGUGAACCUGCACAAGCCACAACAGCCUGGGCACUAGUUGUACCUUCUCAGUUGAAACCGUUAGUCUCCAGUUCGACGAAGUACUGGCUAGACCGAAACGGAGACGUAGGGGCCGACUAUCAGUGGGAGAGUCUAUGGAAAAGUGACCCACCUGUGUGGUCCAAUGCUGUAGCAGACGCCAUCGCUCGAGGUGCUCGACUCCACCGUGUGCUGAGCGGAGGCGGUGGAUGGGGAGAGAAAGCUGGUCUCUUGUCGCUGGAUCCUGCUCCAGUUACCGUUCCUAGCGAAACGUCUGGUACAGAGGAGUUGCCGAGCACACCUGCUGAUCCUGAGGACUUUGCUUCUACUCUCACACCCGUUAUAAAUGACGGUGAUUUGAUACAAUUCUUCAUACAACCAUGGUCACAUUUAUCUGCAGAGGCUGCACGAUACGACACUGAAGAGCAAAUCAAGGCGAUACCUGAGGAUCGUGCUGUGGGCUGGGAGCUCGGCACAGUCCCAAGCACAGCUGAUUCCAUCCCCGGGAGGUCUUGGCAGCAUGCGGAACCAGUUUCAUCAGGAGCGUCGAUCUUCAAACAUAGUUUCGGUGCUUUGACCGAAGGACCACUAACACUUACAAAGCGUAUCUUGAAAGGUGCCUUGGUUGACACAUCGGUCACUACGACCAUCGAUGUGCCUUUUGCUCGGUUUUGGAAAUUAGAUAUCGAGAGGCCCAAGACACCAAAGAAGAGUAGAGAUAAAAACAAGCUCAAGGCGGUGAGCACUGCAUUGAAGCAGCUCGAUAACGAAACUACGGGAUUUCAAAGGGAAGAUAGACAAAAUGUAGAUGAGGAUGGUGCUCCCCAAGACCCACCACCUCUCACUCCCUUCAAGGUACCUAAUUCAGUACACACCAAAAACUUGGGGGCAAUCGGGAGCGGUCCACACCAAUCUCAGCAACUCCAAUCUAGACAGGAGGAAUGUCUUCAAGCCUGGGACAUUCACCAAGCCAAAAAGGAUGAAACUUCCCAACUGCCAGUGCAUCGCGUUCUCUCUUCGAACGUAUUAGAAGCAAGUCGCCUGGAAGAAGCAAGUCGCUUGGAAAGGAGCCCAAGGAGCCCAAGAAGCCCACUCUACAAGAAGUUGAAAGCAAGGCAUCGAGGGCUGCAUCGACAUCUUAUCCGCUUGACAGAGGAAUACAACGCCGCCAUGCAAAGCCUCGCAGAUCGACACAUCACCCUGUCACAUCUAGCACACGUCGUACCUCCAUUUCACAUCGAUCAUGAGUCUCUCAACCUUGGUGCUGACUCUCUACAAUCCACGUCCGUCGACUUGACUAAAGACGACGAUUCCGCCACUCUCGCUGCCAGCCAAGGUAAACACCAGCCCGCUCAGCCGAUCGAAGUGCCACCCGCAACCCCACCCAUCCACAAAAUCAAGCACAGAUUCCGCGAAAGUCCUGCCUCCCUCAUGAAGCGAGCUUAUAUCAUUGAGCAAAGACUCGCCCGGGUCGCGACAACGGCCCGCUCGCUUCUCUUCCAAGCCUACGGCCCUCGCGGCAUCAGGCCGAUUUCCGGGCGGAAGAAAUUUUACGCCUCUGAACGUGGUGGCAGGGUAGCUGCCAAACGAGCAGGGAUCAUGUGGGCUGGUCUUGGGGUAAAAGGGAUGACGGACGCCGAGCUGAGUGCGAAAUUCCAAAGCUUCGUGCGCCAGAGGAAGAACAGGGUCUAUUACUUUAGACAGCGCAAAGAGAGGAAGAUGAUGCUGAAAUGGAGGCAACGGCGGACGAAGAGAAGGGCGGUGGUGAGGAGAUCGGCAGAGUACAUUAUGCUCAGGAGAAUGAGGUCGGAGAGGGUGAGGCGGGUGCAGCAGCCUGGUGUGACGCGUAUCCGCACCUACCUCAGUACAUCCCCGGGCUUGAGAGGCUCGGUGCGGUCGAGUCCGAGACGGUGGGCGAACAGCAAGAGGACGGAACAUAAGAGGAGGGAUGCUGCAAAGCAGCUCGAAGAUUUGGCUAGGUCCUGGCUUGGUGGCUAG